Molecule: messenger RNA, 4012 nt
Organism: Styela clava
Lineage: Eukaryota; Metazoa; Chordata; Ascidiacea; Stolidobranchia; Styelidae
Biological process (GO): monoatomic ion transport
Cellular component (GO): membrane
Molecular function (GO): ligand-gated monoatomic ion channel activity; signaling receptor activity
Source: RefSeq, a predicted model, not a curated record
GAGAUUUUGAAGUUAUGUUGCAGAUAUGUUGAAUAAAAUCCGAAUUUUCUUCGUUUUGAUGGUAUACGCAUCUUUCGCAAGUGCGAUGAUGAUGGGAGGUCAUGGAAAACCGAAGAUUUUGAUAAGAAUAGGUAUUCUUCAUGAUAAUUCUGAAAAAUAUCUGGCAGAUGAGAUUGAAAACGCACUGAAGAGUUAUACCGAUAAAUAUCAAAUUUCUGAUAUUUUGUCAGUACAGUCAACAAAAUUUGACAUCGACUUCACGGAAAAUCUAGCAGAUAUUCUCAAGAAUUCAAAACUGACAGCGGUGUUUGUUUCAUCUCGUCAUGUCAAGUGUGCGGCAAUUGAAUCUUUGUUCCAGAUUUUGCCAUUUUUCUUUGUGUCUGGUACAGAAACUUCUUGCGAUAGUAAUUUGCCCUAUAGCAGAGCGAUCUACAUGUUUCCAAGUGACUCCGUCUUGACAGCAACAAUGUUGAAAGCCAUGGUUGAAUAUGAAUGGACAUCAGCAGCUGUACUUUAUCAGAAUAACGACGAAAUAAAGUAUACAUUCCAAGAUAUGCAGGACGUUCGCGAUAAAGGAAUUGAUAUUGGUGCAUAUGAGGCAGUUGGGAAUGAUGAUAGUAUACGUCAAAAAUUAAUAGCUGCGAGAAGAAAAGGAUACAGGACAUACGUUCUUGUUUGCUCGUAUACAAGAUUAUUGCAAAUUAUGACAAUAGCUCGUCAACUUCGAUUAUCAACAAGUAACAAUCAUUGGUUUAUUCCGAACGUGCUUUUGAAUCCACACGUUCUUCACGAAUUCUUGAAAGAUGGAGUGAGCAUAACAUUUCUGCACAGUCCUCUGGUUACACCACUCACAUUGGAAAUACUCAAAAAGAAUGCAAGCUUAUCAGAAAAUGGACAUGAAUUGUUCACGAAUGUUGUUUUGGGUUUGAUGAACAUUGCUAUGCGUUCAAUCAUAGAAGCUUGUACAGAGUCUAAAAAAGUCCAUCAUAUGUACAAAGAAGAAGAUGGAGUUUGCCUGUCAAACAUGAACAGCGGACACAGCUCAUAUUUGUUCUGCGGACCAGAUAUGACAGUAAAUGGUACCUAUUCUGCGUCAGAAGAUGAUUCAUUUCCAUCAACAACUGCUGCAACUGAGUCUAAUGUUUCAUCAAGUCCGACCACUAAAUCAGAAUCCCACUAUUCAAAGCGAGUAGAAUUUGACGCAAGUUGUAUUAUUUAUGAAAUCAAUUCAACCGACAUCCAACAAUCUGGGGGUGGUGGUUCUGAAUCUUCUUCUUCUGGACAUGAUCACGCGCGUCGGAGGAGACAAUCAGGGGCUCACGGUGAAAUGGGCAUGAGUAACUCCGCUAAUACCAGCACAAACACAAUGGAUUCCAAUAAUGGAAUGCAUGACAGUGGUGGUCCACCAGCGCACGGUGAUGAUGACGAUCAUGACGGAUCUCCGGCGGAAGAAAUGAGCUCACACGCUGGGCAUGGAGAUGAACUGUUUUCUAUAGCUGCUAACUUUAAUCCAUGCAAAUACGAAUCUGUCUUCAAAUGGAAUUACAACCCAGGAACUUGCAGCGAAACGUUUUUCACCCAUCUAAAUCCAAUGGAUUCAAAUACUGUUUUUGUUGUGGAACAUGUUCACGUGAUGGACGAAAAUGGAAACGGAAAACAUGAAUUGCUCUCUGUUGGUGGAUAUAUCGGGAGUCGUGGAGAAAUAACUGUAACUUAUCCUACAUUUAAAAUAUCGCAUAUUGUUCUUCCUGAAAGAGAUUUCGUUUUGGGCGUUCUCUGGAGCCCACCUUGGUUGUCGUGGAAAACUGAUCCAGUGACAAAUAUGCCAGUUCCCGGUUCUUAUACGGGUUUUUUGUAUGAAUUAAUCGUGGAGCUUUCGUUGUCAGUAGGGUUCAACUUUACUAUUUAUGAACAAUCUGCAAUUGAAUUUGGAGAAGGAUACAAUCACUCGCUACAGUAUAUCGAAUCUAGAAUUAAUGAGCUCUUUGACAACAAUACGUGCGAUAUAUUCCUUUGGGCUAAAACAAUUGAAGGAAACAGAAUAAUGUUGGAGAAUACUUUCGGAAUAACUACAGCAUUUCAACAGCCCAAAAUGUAUUUGUUAACCGAGAGAGUAGAAAGAGAUCAGAAUGUCAGUAUUUGGCAGUUUUUAGCUCCGUUUAGAGAAGAGAGUUGGGUGGUUCUCUAUACUUCUCUUCUCGUGGUAUCUCUUCUUAUGACUUACAUCAAUAAUAAGAAUCCAAACGAAUUUCGAAGAGCAGCCAGAGAUUUGCGAGAAGGGGCGAAGCACUCUGAACACAUGGGAAUUAUGAAUAGUCUCUGGUUCAAUUUUGCAGCUCUCGUACAGCAAUCGUCUCAACUCUUACCAUAUUCAGCAUCAUUGAAGGUCUUGAGUGGAAUAUGGUGGUGCUUUGUGAUGUUAGUUGUGUCUGCAUAUACCGCAAGCAUGAUAUCGUUCAUGACACAAACAGACAAUGCAGGUAUCACGACUUUAGAAGAGUUGGUUGGCCAACAAGAGUAUGAUUAUGGUAUGAUGGAGUCGAAUCCGAUGCUUUCCAAGUUCUUGCCUCAAGCAAGAGAUGCACCAUAUAGUUCAAUGUGGGAACAUUUGAAAAAAAGAUACAACACAAGCAUAUCUAAAUCAAUUGAAGACGCAUUAGAUAAAAUAACUUCUGGAAAAUUUAUCAUGAUUGCUUCAUUCAAAGAAGUCGUUACCGCUAUAAAAGAGAGCUGCAUUUACGACAUGGUGGGCGAUGGGUUUUACAAAUACCAAUUCGGAUUCCCAGUCCCACAAGGCUGGCAGUUUCUUCCAAUGAUCAACGACCACUUGGCGAGAUUAUACGACAAAGGUAUUAUCUCACAACUGGAACGCGAAUGGUUUGGUGAUCUAGAAGCGAGAUGUGAGACCGAUGCCAUUCCAGCUACUGCAAAAGGUCAACUCGAUCUGAAAGCCUUUAUUGGAAUGUACGUAUUUCUUAUAUUCGGAGUGACGGGUGGAAUCAUUGUUUGUAUAUGCGAGACAUCUUAUGUUAAAUAUGGAGGAUUUGGAGGUUUUAUUGGCAGAGCUAACAAAUACGAGUUUCGUAACAAUCACGCAGAACACCAGAAACCCGACAAGGUGAUGGAAAAAGAGUUUGAAAAUUGGCCAGGUGGAUGGGAAGUGAUCAAACACAGGCCAUUUGUUAACACGGUGUCUGAUAUUUUAGAGAACUCAUUUGCUCCUUGCACUGGUUGUGGCCAAUUCGGGAAGACUGACACUGGAAGCAAAAAUUCAAGAUCUUCUACAUCUACACAGCUAACGGAGCAUGAGUGCUAAUAAAAACGCUGAUAAAUAAUAUACCUUAUCACAUUCUUGAAAUCUACUACUCAAAAUCAAUAGUUCCAUUAGGGGACAGAUUUUUCCCCUUCUUCAUAUGAAAUUACGUGAAAUGAUAUAUUUAUUAAUAUUUAACUCUUGGUUACAUGCAAGAUCGUAGCCACCCAAAUUGUGGAGGGGGGGGGCAAAAUUUUUUUUAUUAUAAUUUGGUAAUACGAAUCUCACUCGUACCUUUUGGUCCGAACAAGGCUCCAUAAAGACAGCCACUGAUAUCUCGAAAUAGACUCUCUACAGACUUACUUUGCUGUCGAAGUGAUCCAAGCUAUAUAUAUAAGCGCGCUUUUUCAUCUAUCUCGGUUGGUUCAUUUGGAGAAAGGAUUAUUAAUAGUGUAGCGAGUACAUGAAGAUAGUUAAUGUGUAUUUCGAUACUUUUUACCGCUUAUUGUUAAUAGUGCAUGUAAUUCACCCGAAAAAAGGUCGCUGCCCGAUUUCAUUUUCUUUCAUGAUAUUUUCAUGCAAUCUUUUUUGCGAAAAAGUUGAUGACGUACUUUCACCCUCGCUCAGGUGUUGCUUGUUUUGUCGCCCUUUGUAAGUUAGAAAAUUGGUUUCAUUACAUAUAUAUAAUAUAAUUGAGGCUUUGAGUGUAUUAAAGUUAAUAGUUAUUUGGAUCAAUUCGUUUGUGCAACUUUACAAUAU